Messenger RNA from Leptopilina boulardi, 4381 nucleotides. RefSeq names its product PX domain-containing protein kinase-like protein. The transcript is spliced from 8 exons. The coding region runs from base 286 to 2082 and encodes 598 amino acids. Gene Ontology annotation, cellular component: late endosome; early endosome; extrinsic component of endosome membrane. Gene Ontology annotation, molecular function: phosphatidylinositol binding; protein kinase activity; ATP binding. Gene Ontology annotation, biological process: protein targeting to lysosome; early endosome to late endosome transport; protein phosphorylation. Lineage: Eukaryota; Metazoa; Arthropoda; Insecta; Hymenoptera; Figitidae. The record is from RefSeq and is a predicted model, not a curated record.
CUGUGGCCGUACCCUUAGUCAGGUACUAAAAUUACAUACAACGAUAACAGAAGUCUGCUGGAGUAAUCAUUAUUGUUUUAAACCAAAAAAUUUAGUAGGAAAGUUAGGUUUAAAAAAUUGUAUUUACAUUGCAAUCAGUGAAAAUUUAUAAUAGAUUGUCGGCUUGUGUCAAUCCAUGUUGAGAUGAAGUUUAGGAACAACAUUUAUGGCACCGCGCGGAAAUUUCGCGACGGAUACUCGCAGCUCGCCCCACACGGGCCCUGCGUUCAGUUGGAUUAAUAAUCAAUGGCUUUGUUUGAGAAGAGGUAUACAAAUAAAGUGCUACUAGAUGAUACAGAGAAAUUAACGAGUGUCAUCGAAAAUGCUAGAACAGUCGACGGACAUACGGAAUACGUGAUUAGGACACAAAGAGGUCCGCUUCCUGAAAGAUCCUGGAGAGUUUGUAGACGUUACAAUGACUUCGUACAACUCAAUGGGGCUUUAUCGGCUUCUGGCCUCAACUUAUCUUUGCCCCCUAAGAGGAUUAUCGGUAACAUGGAACCAGAUUUCGUAGCUCGACGUCAAACAGCUCUACAGAAUUAUCUACACGUAAUACUAAUGAAUCCUAUUUUGGCGUCGUCCUUACCCAUGAAAAAAUUUCUCGACCCAGAGAAUUACACAGCGCCCUUGCAUGAAAUUGCACUUCAACAAGUAUCCCUAGCCUUACGUAGUGACGCGAAUUAUGAGGUCGGAAAGGCCAUUCCGGAUAUGGGAUGGCGGCUGAGGAAACAUUAUUACACUGUGAAAAAUAGGCAAAAUCCUAAGCAAGAAUUGUUACUUGCCUGGGUGGAAUUUGGGCCAGAUAAACAUCUCCAAGACAAGGAUAUGCAGGGUGUCUUUAAAAGUUUAGGCACUUUAAAACACGCACACAUAGAAGGAAUUGUACAUCAACAUGUAACUGAAAAUGGAGCCUUGACUAUUCGUAAUUUCCACGCAGAGGGGACUCUGAGAGAUAUUCUCUGCAGUACUAAGCCUAAGCAACCUUUCAUUAAAAAAUAUGGAAAUCCUAAACAGACCAAGUCUUUGUCUGCUUCGGAAAUAGCAACUUAUGGUUACGAGAUUUUGGAAGCUUUAUCCUUUCUUCAUGAAAAGGGAUUGCCUUAUGGUCAUUUGCAUACAGGAAAUGUUCUUCUCUCGUCUGCAGGUGCUAAAUUAUUGGAUAUUGAAAACGGUCUGCUUGGUCUGCCCGCAUUUUAUCGGCCUUACGUGGUCCAGAGACGAAAACUGCAUGCAACUACGCAAGUAGACGUUUAUGCAUUCGGUCAUGUUUUGUACGAAAUGGCGUUUGGAAGACCGUUAAUGGAAGCAACAUGUUCAGAUUUGUCGCACUGUGAUUCAAGUCUGAAGAAUUUGUUAGAUGUUAUUCUCUCUCCAGAAGCUCUGAAGCAAGAUCUACCAACAGUUCCACAUCUUAUGGAACAUCCAUUUUUUGAAACUGCGAAAAGAACUGCUUCCACUAAUGCCGGUUCUAUGGAGAAACCACAUUUUAAAUUAAGUAGUCAUCUCAAAGAUGCUUUACUUGAAGCUUCGAAUAAAGCGGAGUUGCGUCUCAGGGAUGAGCAGAAAGUCGCUAGACACCAAAAAAGACUCGUCAAGGUCCAGGAAAUGAUGAGUUCUGAAGAAGAGAUGAAGAAACGCAAACAAAAAUUGGUAAUUUUUAAAACACGUAGGGGAGAUCGGGGAAAAAAUAGGCAGAAAAAGGAACAAAAACUAGCCCAAGAGCAACGUUCUUUAAACCAGUUGGGAACAAAUGGGACAAAGCAAGUGAAUGGGAAAAGUCCAGAGAGAUCUGACAGUCCAACAAGCACUUCUACAGCUACGAGUGUCGGAACUGUGACACCUCCCUCCCAUGGUUCAUCAGAUCUGCAGACCAACCCUGAAUCAAGGAAAGCGCCGGCUCCGCCUCCAUUGCCGGUAUCAUCCACGUCUUUUGGCACUAAUCUUCCAAAUGUGGCGCCAUCGAAUGAACGUACCGCUCUUCUCGGAAGCAUCUGUAUGUUCGACAAAUCUAAACUUCGCAAAGUUGCCAAUGGUGUCCAUUGACGUUAGUUGAAUAUUAAACCAGUCUUUUAGCUUAGACGCACUCCAAGUUUAGGACACAACCAAGUUUCUCUCGCUGGUGUCAUAAGCUUUAUAAUGAUGAUACAAAUAUUUUUUAUUCCAUUCCUAGAGUGAUUGUAUUAUUCAAUAGUGAUGUCGACUGGCUCGAAAAUUAUGACUGUACUUGUUCUAAUAAUUUUUAAGGAUCAUCAUACAGUUCAAAUAAUUAUGUGCAUUCACUUUUUUUAAGAUAGUUCGUUGUUAAUAUCCAGAUUCUUUUAUGAGAGAAAUUUUAAGACUGCUCAAUUUUUGUAUAGUGAGAGAUGAACAGUUUCUCGAGUUUAGAGCUGUUAUGAUAAGUUGCUUUAAGGUAUGUUUUCCAAUGAAUGUGCAAUAAAUAGUUCAAUUUGUUGCUUUUUAGUUAUUAAGAUCUUUUCCAUUAAUUGUUCCUCCAUGCACGAAUAAAUAUUCUCUCAGCCAUUUAUAAAUAAAAAAAUUCUAAAGUGUAAUUUUAAAAUUUUAAGAUACAUGUGUUAAUAUUAAAUUGCCUAUCAACAGAAAUCUGAUAAAGUUUACUAAGCUUGAUAGGUUCUCUACAUUUUUAUCAUCUCUUUUAUAUCGCAGCUGUGAUUAAAUCAUUACAUAAAUUUUAUACAGUCAAAGAGAUGCAAUUGUUUUCUGUAAGAUGUUUUCUUUGUUUUACAAAGAUUUUUUAUUUUAUAAUUUAUUAAAAAUUAAUAUUUAGAUUCAGAAUUAAUUAUAAUUUGUUGAAAAGCAAGUAUUUUAAUGGUUGUCUACAUCCUUGUAAGAAAACAUCCAUGAUUCUAAACAUAACUUUGUACAGCUCUACACAUAAGUUUCAAAAUUUCGACAUUUUCAUAAAUCUAAUUCAGUCUGCUAACUUUUUUUAAAAAAAUAUUUUGAAUAAAUCGUAAGUUUUUAAAAUAAAAAUAAUGUAAAGAAAAUUAACAUAUACGAGUAUUUAAUUAAGAUUGUAUCUUAAGUACACUCGAAUCUCGCUAUGACGAGCAUUUGUUAUAACGAGUUGCUCCAAAAUUUUGUUAUUUACUAUUAUAUUUAAGUGCAUUUUAUUACAAAAUUUAAAAUGGGAUCAUCUCAGAUUCCUCCUGUUCAACAAACAACGUAAAUAAUAAUUUUAAAAAAGUUUCGAAUAAAACAAGUAAUUUAUUUUUUUUAUUAUUUACAUAAUAAUUAAUUCGUAGGUUAAAAAUUGAUAUUCAAUAAAAACUAGUCUUGUGGUUGGAUCCCCUCUCGCCUUCGCCACAUCAAAUGUUUAUGGUUCUCAACUUCUCGUUAUACCGAGAUUCCAGUAUUUACGUAGAACCUAAAAAAUUAAAAUAUUUAACUUGAAAGUAGGCAAGAAUAAUUUUUGAAAUAGUUUUGAAAUUAAUAUAACGAUAUCCACCUCUUUAUUACGUCGAUAAUUACUGGACAUUAAUUUGUAAAACAGUUUGUUCAAAAUGUUUCAGUUUGAAUAUAGGCCCUCUUAUGUGGAAUUUUAUUCUAAAAUUAUUGUAUGUUUAAACAUGAUUUAUUGUCUAUAAAAAAAUUUUUUUAUUAUUUUAUAUUUCAAUUAUUUAUAUGCUUUGUUAUUGUUAAGUACAAAUUACAAUAUGCAACAUUUAGUUUUUAGAAGUACUUAUGUUCAAAAAGGCUUGUUAAUGCUUAAUUAAUUGAAAAUAAAUAUUUAUUGUUAAAAUACACAUAUCAGAUUUGACUACUCGAAUUUAAAAAUUUUUCUAACUACAAUAAAUUCAAUUAUUACAAUUAACAAAUAAAACAAAGAAAUACAUCUCUACUUGUUACUAAAAUUUUCUUAUUAUUAUUCAUGCAUGGAGACAAUAGAUGUGAGAUUAUGGGAAAUAAAAAUAACAAAUUUUAAUAAGCAACAUAAAAAUAUAUACAAGAAAAUAUUAAUAUGCCGCUAAAAAGUGGUAAGUUCUUUUGUAAAUAUCUAAGCAUCAUCUAUUCCUAUACUCGUAUUUUCAUGUUGGAAUAAAAUGUUCCAAUUGCCAUAGCGCCUGUAAAAUAUAAACGUAUGAAGUUGACAACUGUUAAAGAUGAUAAAAAAAAAUUAGAAAGCUGCUCAGCCAUUUUUUAUUAAUGUGAUGCGCGCGUUUUUUAGUUACAGAGAAAGAUUAAUUAAAAAUAUUAAAGUAGUAUGUGAAAGCUAAGUAUAAAAUAUUAUCAAAUUGUGCAUAUAAAUAUACAUACGAAGCAGAAUGUUACCUAUGUGAUUACUAUAUUAUUAUACUGUAAGAAUAUAUUAGGAAUACCAAUA